Molecule: messenger RNA, 3849 nt
Organism: Elaeis guineensis (African oil palm)
Lineage: Eukaryota; Viridiplantae; Streptophyta; Magnoliopsida; Arecales; Arecaceae
Source: RefSeq, a predicted model, not a curated record
CAUACUUCGUCGUUUCUUGUUUUAUAAAAAUCAACCCCACUAUCUUCGUCGAGCCGCGGAGGCGCCGACCUUUUCGGUUAUAUUUAACUCCAAACGCGAUCCCGUCAUCUCGCUGCUCUCCUUUGUCCCAUCCCCCGCGUCUGACUCCCGAUUACGUCGGAUCCUACUCUACCUUAUCCUUUCCCGUUUUCUCGCUUAUCCUCCCUUCUCUCUCCCACGAUUCCCGCAGCCAUCUCAUCUCCUACAAUUAUAGCAAUUCCCCUCCUUCUUCGUCUUCCGAACAAUCUAUUCCAGCUUCCGCAAUGGAUAUCACCAACGACGCGAGCGUUGAUGCGUUCUCCAUCGGUCCGUCGUCGAUCGUCGGCCGGACGAUCGCCUUCCGGAUACUCCUCUGCAGCUCGAUUUCCAGUCUCCGGCAGCAGAUCUUGCGCUUCCUCCGCGCCGCCUUUCGCCGGAUGCGGAACGCCGUCGUCCCGGUGAUCGCCUGGUUCCACCCAAAUCAUCCGCAGGGGAUUCUCGUGAUGGUGACCGCGAUGGCCUUCCUGUUGAGGAGGUGCACCAACGUGCGGUCGCGGGCGGAGUCGGCGUACCGCCGGAAGUUCUGGCGGAACAUGAUGCGCAGCGCGCUGACCUACGAGGAGUGGGCGCACGCGGCCAAGAUGCUCGAGAAGGAGACGCCGAGGAUGAACGAGGCCGAUCUAUACGACGAGGAGUUGGUGAGGAACAAGCUGCGGGAGCUCCGGCACCGCCGGCAGGAGGGCUCGCUCAGGGACAUAGUGUUCUGUAUGCGUGCCGAUUUGCUCAGGAAUUUGGGCAACAUGUGCAACCCUGCGCUCCAUAAGGGCAGACUUCAGGUGCCAAAACUCAUUAAGGAGUACAUUGAUGAGGUCUCAACUCAACUAAAAAUGGUAUGUGACUCUGAUUCUGAUGAGCUGCUUUUGGAAGAGAAGCUUGCAUUCAUGCAUGAGACAAGGCAUGCCUUUGGUAGGACAGCGCUACUCUUAAGUGGGGGUGCUUCAUUGGGAGCUUUCCAUGUGGGCGUGGUGAAAACUUUAGUAGAACAUAAGCUUCUUCCUCGGAUAAUUGCAGGAUCUAGUGUAGGUUCCAUCAUGUGUGCAAUUGUAGCAACACGAUCAUGGCCUGAGUUGGAGAGCUUCUUUGAGGACUCUUGGCAUUCAUUACAGUUUUUUGACCAGAUGGGUGGGAUCUUUGCAGUGGUUAAGAGGGUUAUGAUACAUGGGGCAGUUCACGAGAUUAGGCAAUUGCAAAGGAUGUUGAGGCAUCUUACAAGCAAUCUAACAUUUCAAGAGGCUUACGACUUGACAGGUCGUAUUCUUGGUAUCACCGUUUGUUCUCCUAGAAAGCAUGAGCCACCACGAUGCCUUAACUAUUUGACAUCUCCUCAUGUUGUUAUAUGGAGUGCUGUGACUGCUUCCUGUGCAUUUCCUGGCCUUUUUGAGGCUCAAGAGCUGAUGGCAAAGGAUAGAUUUGGAGAAAUUGUCCCUUUCCAUGCACCCUUUUUGUUGGGCCCAGAGCAGGCGCCAGGAGAUUCAGCUCGCCGAUGGAGAGAUGGAAGCUUGGAGAGUGAUUUGCCCAUGAUGCAACUGAAGGAGUUGUUUAAUGUCAAUCAUUUCAUUGUCAGCCAAGCCAAUCCGCACAUUGUCCCACUGCUGAGGCUAAAAGAACUUGUGAGAGCUUUUGGGGGUAACUUUGCUGCCAAGCUGGCUCAUCUUGCUGAGAUGGAGGUUAAACAUCGAUGCAAUCAAAUUCUGGAGCUUGGAUUUCCAUUGGGGGGAAUAGCUAAGUUAUUUGCUCAAGAUUGGGAGGGUGAUGUCACUGUAGUUAUGCCUGCUACACUUGCUCAGUUUUUUCUUCUUUGCCAUCAGUAUUCAAAAAUUAUACAAAACCCAUCAUAUGCGGAACUCCAAAAGGCUGCCAACCAAGGAAGGAGAUGCACCUGGGAAAAACUCUCUGCUAUCAAGGCAAAUUGUGCUAUUGAACUUGCACUGGAUGAGUGUGUUGCCCUUCUUAACCACAUGCGUAGACUAAAGAGAAGUGCCGAGAGAGCAGCUGCUUCCCAAGGACAAACAAACACCUUCAGAUUUAAUGCUUCAAGGAGGAUCCCUUCAUGGAACUGCAUUGCAAGAGAGAACUCAGCAGGGUCUCUUGAAGAAGACGGCCUUGUAGAUGCUGCUGCUUCAGUCCACCAAGGAACUGGCCUCAUAGGGGGACAACCAAACAGAAACAGUCGUGUCCAACGAAGCGUGCAUGAUGGAAGUGAUAGUGAAUCAGAUAAUAUGGACCUAAAUUACCUAAAUUCUUGGACAAGAUGUGGUGGACCUCUGAUGAGGACAGCCUCUGCAAACAAAUUCAUCAACUUUGUGCAAAGCCUUGAGCUUGAGGCAGAAUUCAACAGGCCUUGGUCAAGGGAGGAUGAGGCUGAUGCUUUAACAGCCCACUCCAACUCCUUGGUGACUCAGAUGGUUGGCAGGGAUCCUUACCAUAGCAACUCGAGAGUAACAACCCCUGAUAGAAGCUCAGAGAACACAGACUCUGAGCUAGGUAGCAAUAGAAUUCCUGUAGCUGCUUCCACCAGCAUUAUGGUUUCUGAAGGAGAUAUGUUACAGGCAGAAAGGAUUAAUAAUGGAAUUAUGUUUAAUGUUGUGAAGAAGGAAGAUCUACUUGCACAGUUGAGCAGCGACUCAGAACCGCUCCGAGGAUCAUCACAAGAUGUUGAUGUUGAAAAUGUACAGAUGGAAAGUUGUGAUGCCAGUUCUGAUUCUGAGGGUGUUGAGGAUGAUGAAGUUCAAUUGAUCAAGGAAUCAGCUUCCUGCUGUGAUAUGAUUGCUUCUGAACCCAUGACUGAAGGUUGAAAGAUGAGAAUUUAUAUUUCAUUGUUAAACUGCACACUGACUUAUGCAAGAUCAGGUUCCAUUUUACAUUUGGUUGCAACAUUUUCCUUUUAGAGUGCUGACAUUGGCUUAUUAGCGAGAAGGCAUCCUGCAACACUGUAUCUUCCAACCAUUCUCAAUUUUUUUAUGAAUGUGAAACUUCUGAUGUUGUAUCUUGGUACCUUGCUUCCUUCAUCAGAAGAACAAUUACUUAUGGCUGACUUAUUGUUGAAAGUUGGACAUUCUAGAACAUGGAAAGCGCAUUUUGUGGACUAGGACAUUACUGAAAGUGAAGUCACUGUGUGGGGCAUCAGGCUUUCUGGCUUUUGAUUCAGUUGACUUUUAUUGUGUAGCUCUAUGAUGCAAAGCAUUCCUGAUUACAAGCAAUGUGCUCCAAUGCCUAUGGAGGAGGCUGUGCCACUUUGAAUCUUGAAUUGAAGCUCACAGAAGAAUUCCUGAUUACAAGCAAUGUGCUCCGAUGCCAACGGUGGAGGCUGUGCCACUUGGAAUGUUGAGUCGAAGCUCACAGUUGCCACUUCAAGCUAUGAAAUUGAUGCUUUUCAGGUACGGGGACAUAAAACAGAUGACUUGGUCUGAAUGCCAAGGCAAUUCUGCAGCAGUCAAAGACUUCAACACAAGAAACUGGCUAUUCUUUCAUGGAAAAAUGGUCUGGUAAAAAUUAAGGUGGUUCUGUGACACCACAGGGUAUUUGAAUCUGGUUGUUCGAGAUUCCAGAUGCAUGGCAGAGAGGACCUUUCUUUGGUGUUGAGUUGAUCAGGGUACAUACAGCUUUGUGUGGUAUUGGUAAAAUCAGUUUAGGCCUAAAAUGGAAACAUGCUAUGUGUAAGGCAAAAUUCUCUCAUUGUCUUUUGAGAUGCUCAUACAAGGAAAAUGUUAUUCUUGUCUCUUGGAAUGAAAUAUAUUGAUUUAAUCUUAAGGAUGUUUGAGUAUUGAGAAA